UACAGCGAUUCACUUUUAGGUACAAUUCAUGUUGUUUUUUUUUGCAAAAAAAAGUUUCGUGUUCAUCCACAUCCAUAGCAAUAACAACGUAGAAGUCUUCUACUAGAAGACUCGAGUAAAGAAAAAGUAUCGAAAUAAAAAUGGAAUUUUGUGAAAAAUGAUAAUAAACAGAAUGAAGAAAGAUGGAAAAAGAUGGAGAAAGAGAGCCAAAGCGAGAGUUUGAUGUCAACUGACAUUGAAAUCCUGGUCAGAGACCUACUCAAAGACAACGAAAACAAUAUGUUUUUUCAGUUGCCUAGACUGGUGUUGUAAAUCUCGCUCAUGUUCCCAAAUAACAGACAAAUCGCUGAAAUACGCGAGUUCUAUGACAGACGUGUUUUGCCAUCGAAGAGAGUUGGCCAAAUUGGUGAAAAAAGAAACGUUGCAAUUAAAAUGAUCAAUUUUAAGACAUUUAUAUUUCUUAUUGUGGCAAUCGCAGUGCCCGCGAGUGCAAUUAAAGGUGGUAGAAAUGCAACAGCUCAAGAGGCUGGACCCACUGUUGCGCUUUGGCUAGAUGGAUAUCCCUACUGUGGAGGUACGAUUAUUACAAGCAAGCAUAUCCUCACAGUCGCACAUUGCAUUUAUAAUCUGGUAUCAUUUGUUCGAGUUGAAUCUGCCGAUAAAAGUUACAACGAAUCAGUCCCCAAAGCCAACGUACGUGUUCAUCCAUUAUUCAAUUUAAAUUUAAUUAUUCACGAUGUUGGUAUCAUCAUACUUGUUGUUGAACUUUCCUUCACCGAUACACUUUUCGCAGUUUCUUUAGCUUGCAACUAUCCUUCUCCCAAUACAACACAUUAUAUUACGAGCGGAGGACCGUUGAAUGAAACGCUACCGGCUCCUUCUGAAUAUCUUCAAUUCCUCCAAAUGCAAUCCAUUACAUAUAUUUGGUGCAUUGUAAAAUCAUACAACCCUCUGGUUAUUAUCCGAGAAUCGAUUUGUUUGUUGGCUACAUUUGGAAACUCGGUUUGUGGUGGAGAUUCAGGUGCUGGAAUACUUGUUUAUAAAGUGGUAGCUGGUGGAACUGUUAGAGUGAUAACUGGUAUUAUUAGCUACUCAGCAUAUCUAUUAGGGACUUCAUGUAGUGGUCAAUAUGCAGUUGGCGCGACAUCCGUUGCUGGAAAUUUUGAUUUUAUCACGAAUAUAACAAACAGUAUCAAUUGCACAUGUGUACCAUGAUUAUUUUCUUUUGCAUCUUGUGAUGAAGAACAAAAACAACGUUAUGGCCCAAUAAAAUUGUUCAGCCAAAAUUGUACGACAUUAACCGACAGCUAUUCUGACCCCGUACAUUUAAUUUAAUUUAUUAAUUGUCAUAUAAGUCAAUCAACCAUCUUUUUCAAAGAAGAAAAUCUUUUUUUUUGUCAUUUUUGAAAUAAUUCUGUAAUAGUAUAAAUAUAUUUCGUGCACAGCCAAACAAAAUAAUCAAUGAAAAUUCGGUGGAAAUGUGUUUCAAUAAAUUGCAUAUAAAAACUUU
Sitodiplosis mosellana (orange wheat blossom midge) is the source of this 1510-nucleotide messenger RNA. Its product is annotated as trypsin delta-like. Gene Ontology annotation, molecular function: serine-type endopeptidase activity. Gene Ontology annotation, biological process: proteolysis. The transcript has 3 exons. The record is from RefSeq and is a predicted model, not a curated record. The coding region runs from base 322 to 1215 and encodes 297 amino acids. NCBI's taxonomy places the organism in Eukaryota, Metazoa, Arthropoda, Insecta, Diptera, Cecidomyiidae.